CAGGAUUGCUCUUUUUCUUGGCCUCUUAGUCCUCCUAGACCAGUUUUCUUCAACCUUGGGCCCCCAGACGUCGUCGGACUACAACUCCCAUCAACCCCAGCCAGCUUAGCCAAUGGCCAAAUAAUGGAAGUUGUAGUUGUAGUCCAACAACAACUAGGAUUUUCCGCCAGGCGUUCGGACGAGAAGCUUGCCGACGGAUAACCCCCUCGCGCGCCCGUCGGCGGCUCCGCCCCAUCCGUGUCUCUGCUUCCCUUUUCUUAUCAGCGCCGGGGCAUAAAUCAGCUUACCAUCGCUUCCGCAGGAGACGUGAAAAGCGGUCUCCGUCGGGGUAUAAGGACUAUUCCCACCUGCUCGAUUGCAGCAUUCUGGAACUUUCAAAGACCUUCUCAUAAGUCAACUCUGUUUCAGCAAGAAGUUCAUCAAGUUUCUUCUGGGUAGCAUUUUUCCGUGCUAAGCUUUCACACACACAGUCCAAUUGUUUUAAUCCAAAGAAGUACUGGUGUGUUUUUAUUUUACCCUUCUUCCAAGAAGCUCAGGACAGCAUUAAAGAUUCUCCAUAUGCCCGUUUUUCUUCCUACAACAACUUUGUGAGGUAGAUUAGACUGAGAGACAAUGACUGGCCCAACUGAGCUUUGUGACUGAGUGGGAAUUAAACCCGAGUGUCUCCAGUCCUAGUUCAACAUUCUGGCUACUAUACCACACUGGCUGUGAAGUGAUUUCCUUGAAUCUGUGGAAGCUUUAUUCUUGUUUUUUUUCUCCCUAAACUUUAGCAGGGAUCCAGAGAUUUUUGUCUUGGUAUAGUAGCCAGUCAUCAUUCGUGGCUCUCCUCUCACUUCUCAGCACUGAUAAGGUUUGAAAACAGUUGUGAUGUUGGUAUGAAGCUCAUGUGUUCAAAUAAAAAAGCCAGACACCGGGCUACUGCAAGCCUCUAGUUUGUUAUGUUAAAGUAAUUAGAAAUGGGAAAGUUUAAACAAAGUCUCAAACAGGGACUUUUCCAGACUGGAAGAAUGGGGAUACUUCAUUGUCUUUAGAUCUGGGUGUUUUACCAGAAUGGGAAACGAUAACUCCAAAAGAACAUCUCCUUUUCCUCCAAGGAACAGUGUGAAGGACAACUGUAGAAGUACAGGACAGAAAGGCUUUAAGCAAAAGCUCAAACGGUGUGAAUUGUCACUGAGUGUAGAAACCAGUGGCUAUGUUAAUAGUCAAGAAAUUCACAGCAGCGAUGAGGACGCUGGAGAUACAUUCUACAGGUUUGUGAUUCUUCAUGCUGAGGAUGAUGUAGAGGAAGCUGUUAGAGUCCAAGACUUGCUACAAAAUGAAUUCUGUAUUAAACCAGGAAUAAUCUUUGCAGAAAUGCCUAGUGGUCGACAUCUGCUUGAAAAUUUAAAUGAUGCUAUGAAUGGCUCAGCGUGGACAAUUAUCUUGUUGACUGAGAACUUCUUAAGUGAGCUAUGGUGCGAAUUCCAGUCGUACACCUCUCUGUUCAGUGCACUGACCAUGCCACACAAAGGCAACACCGUCAUCCCAAUGAGGCCACGGAAUAACCCACUCCCAAGGGAUAGGACUCCUUUCAUUCUUCAGUCCAUUAAUGCACUACAGGAAGACAGCCCUGGAUUUGCCCAACAAGUGAAGAAAACAUUUGAGGAGUCUAGAUAUAGGCAGCAGCUAGAAAUAUGGCGGUACGAAAAGAAGAAGCGAGAGGCACAAAAACUACUUAAGUGGUGAAUUAUCCUCACUGAGUGUUAAUGUCCUAAAAGUUGCUAUGUCCCAUCUUGUGAGCCAUGGCAGAAAAAAUUCCUCAGCCUUAAGAAUUGACCUCAUCAAAGCUUUAUGGAGGGGGGAUCAUAGAUCAAGGGAUGCAGAAGGUUCCAGGUCCAGUCCCUGGCAUCUCCAGUUAAAGGAUCUAGAGCAACAGAACUGAAGAACCAUUUUUAGAGAGGGAUUUGAAGAUGGGUUGAAAGAGGGAUUACAAUUAAUUGUGUGUACUCUCGUCUUACUUCCAUCUUUGGCAAACAGGUUGUGCAGGGUUUUGUGUUGUUACAGAAACCUGUUCAACCAGACACAGCAAUUGGACAAAAAGAGGUGUAUGUAUGUGUAUGUGUUUAUACCAGGGAUAGGUAACCUGUGGCCCUCCAGAUGUUCUUGAACUCCCAUCAGCCCUAGGCAGCAUGGCCAAUUGUCAGGGAUGAUAGGGAGUUGUAGUCCAAUAGCAUUUGGAGGGCCACAGGGUUCCCAACUUGGGUGCAUACCACUGGAGAAGAUCAUACUCUUAGUUUUCAAAUUAUUGUUUGUCUUCAGAUUUUCAGUGGGGUUUGCCCGGGCCUGUAUCUGGCUUUCCAACAUCUGAGAAGCGUACUGUGGUACCAGAUUAGAACUAAGCCUUAUCUGCUAAAGACUUCGGUAUCUCUGAACUUGGUUCAAAAUAUUGUGUUCUCUCCCCCUCCUUCUUCCCUCCAUUCAAUUUAAUAUCCACCUAGCUUAAACAGACCCUAUCACUUUCAGCGCUUUCUUUCAGUCCAAGAGACACAAAUGGUAAAGUCUAUUCUAUGAAGUUUUAAAAUGUGGAAUGUUCCUUGUGUUCUGUGGAGCUGAAGUGUUAAUAAGUGACGACUCAUUCAGUGACAGACUUAUUGGCAGCCCUGUUUGCACUUGUUUUUGGUUAUUAAAAAGUGGUGAGCUGGGCAGUGUCAUCAACCUGCCUGAUCACUAUUGUGGCCACUUUAUGCAAAGGAUUUGUUUAUCCACUUUUUUUGGUACUGUAAACUGCUUUAACUGCAUUUGAGCUCAAGCUGUGCCUGCCACUCAAACCAAAUAACAAACAGACUGGAGAUGACAGUAGCAAGACUUGCUUGGUGCUUGCCCAGUGAUGGUGCCUGUCUCUUUUCAACAUCCAAAGCACAGAUAUCUGGCAAUAAACCAAGGUGAUACUUCAGCUGCUGUCUUUGUUCUUUCGAUUAAUCUAGAUCUCUUUUUGAGAAGUUUAUACAGUUAGGAUUAAAAAAAGGGCUUCUCAGUGGAUAGCCUCAAUAAGUUGGCCUCUUCCCCGUCAAACAACAAAAUGGCCUGUUGCAACAUGUCCUGAACCACAUGAAUGUCAAAUGGUGGGUGUGUUCUUCCUGCCCACGAGUGUGUCAGCUGUGUUACCAACAUCUAGGAGUAUAUAUUGGAGUGGCUUGGGCAGUUCAUUUCUGCCAUUCUUCUAGCUUGCACUGGGACAUUUACAAGCAGGCAUGCAUUAUUAUACAAUUGCUUGAGACCUGAUAGCAGUUUAUCUAAGAACAUCAUUCUUCCAGUCUAAAUACUAGGGCUGCAACUUCAGUCACCACAGCUUGAGUUGAUUAGUCAGUAGUGCCAACUUUAAUUGAUAGGGCUUUGAUUUAAAGAACUGUAUGUUUGAAAAUAUCUUUCUGGUACAUUACUGUGAUAGGGGAUAGAAAAUUUGCUAAUGAUAUUACCUUAUUAAAUUGCACAUAUAUAUCCUUUAAUAUCCUCAAAAAGGUAUCUAUAUGGAGGUUUCGGUAAUACGCAAAUGUAUUCAUGUGCCUUUUAAUAAUUGGACUCCCUUUGAAACUGGUUUUGUACUGUUUUAUUUAUUAUUAUGUAGUUAUUUAUCUUUAUUGAUUGAUAUUUGUGAGUCGUCCUGGGAAAAAUGUAUUUGAAAGAGAGGGCAUACAUUUUGUACUAAAUUAAAUAAAAUUUAAAUCAAUUUA
This is a messenger RNA of Rhineura floridana, 3710 nucleotides long. RefSeq names its product TIR domain containing adaptor molecule 2 (gene TICAM2). Bases 1051 to 1725 code for a protein of 224 amino acids. Gene Ontology annotation, biological process: response to exogenous dsRNA; positive regulation of natural killer cell activation; positive regulation of myeloid dendritic cell cytokine production. The transcript has 5 exons. Gene Ontology annotation, molecular function: protein kinase binding. Lineage: Eukaryota; Metazoa; Chordata; Lepidosauria; Squamata; Rhineuridae. The record is from RefSeq and is a predicted model, not a curated record.